This is a messenger RNA of Caenorhabditis auriculariae, 6036 nucleotides long. Lineage: Eukaryota; Metazoa; Nematoda; Chromadorea; Rhabditida; Rhabditidae. The record is from the annotation of a GenBank genome assembly.
AUGUCCAUCCGUCACAUGGUUGACAAGCUCAAGGGAAAAGGUUAUUGUGCUAUUCACUGACUUUUUAAUGUGAUGAUUUCAAAGAUUUGAGAUUAUUUUUCUCUACAAGCCAAUUUGCUAAAAAAGAAAAGUUGAUAUAUCCUCGGACAUUGGUAACGCGAAACGGACGUGCUCUGGACGUUUCUGGGCAACUCUAGGGAUCACUUAAGAGCGCUGAGCCCUCUAAAGUAGUCACUAGAAAUGCCCCGACGAUUCGCGUCCCGUUCGCGUUACCAAAGUCCGAGUCAGCUAGGGCCAAUCAGGAGUUCUCGCUAGAGCGCACUUGUCCAGCUUAAGCAGCUCUUCAAUAAACUACGAUUCAGUGAGAAAAAUUCUAUAUCGAAUUUGCGAAUCAAAUUUUCAAUUUCGGAGCAAAAAAAGUGAUUUUCGGAGAAAAUUUCUAAACACUCUUCAUCUUCAAAAAACUUUUUCCGGUUUUAUUUUUCAUCAAAAAUUUCAUUUUAGAAAAAAACGAGUUUACCAGGAUUUACAAGAAUCCCAUGAAUUUUUAUUGGCGUCUUUCCAUUCUCCGUCGUGAGAUGAGGAGUAUCUCGGGAUUCGAAAACCAAAAAUGAGUCUCAAAAGAGCGUAAAUGCCCACGGAAGAAUAGCUAAUUUUCACUCUUAAAAAGCUCCCAUAAUUUGUUCGGAAUUCCAUUUCGUCUUGAGAUGACCAUUUCUACGUACGAUUUUCUCAAAAAGAAACAGUUUUACAGAACUUAACUGUCAGAAAUAUUCACACAUGAGCGUAAAUCUCUGCGGAUAGACGUCUCCUUUAACAGCGAGUCUGUUGCGCUAAGCCACGCCCACUAACCAGCCUCCUCCAGCCUUUUUAAAAAACGCCCGACAUUUGCUGACGGGCCGGCCCUCGCACAAGCCUCUUUUUAUUCACCAUUUUCAUCCUUCUAUGAUCUGAGAAAUGGCCGAUAAUUGCAUAAAGUCUUGUGGAAUAUGGGAAUAUACUUAUAAAAAUUAAGCUUUCAUUCAGUGUGUUUGAUCAAUAUGAAGGGUGAGAAAAAUACAUAUGAGGAGGACAUUACUAUGAAAAAGGUUUUAGGAUUUCUGAAAUUGAAAAAUGAUUAAUUCGAAAUGAAAAAAAUCUAUACUAAUUUUUUUUCAGAACGAUUUCAAGGGGGUUCAGAAUCUAACAAUGUGUCCACCAUUGUGCCAGCGCCGUUCGAAAGUCCGUUUUUUACAAAAAUCAAUUUAAUUCAAUGAAAAAAGAGUCCAAAGCUUUCAAUAUUCAAAUUGUUGAAUUACAGCGCACGAACUUCUUGUGCCCGUACCUCUCCCAGUCGUUGAUCAUGCAGAACAGCCGGAAAAGUUCCUCAAGAAAUGGCCCGGAUUCCACGGGUUACUUAUAUCUAGUUCUUCAUUUUUCUGAAAAUAAUUCUAGCAUAAAAUAGAAUGUUGAGAAAAAUAAAAGCCACACUUAAAAAGAAAGCACCUUAUGAGACGCCAGAGAAGCUGAAAAUCUGCUUUUUCUAGCGUCUUUUUGGAAUUUUCUACAUCUCUCAAUGUUCCUUUGAGUUGAAGAAAAAACAUUAUUGUUCCUGAUGGAAAUCCAUAGAAUUUAAAACCUUUUUUUUUACGCUAUAGAUUUCAUGAUCCCGGAUUUGAGCUCUAUUUACUCAAUUUUCUUUUGCAGCUAUAUCCCCGACCUGGACGCUCGAAAAAUGAUCUGCCACGUCGGCGAUUACAUCAUAAGAUUGGAAAACGGUUGGUCGGGAAAAAGGCAAGGCGAAAAUUGGAAUUUCAGACGAAUGCAACACCUGGAUUAUUUUAACCGUGGGUGAACGAAUGGUAGAGGAUCCUUUUUGGGCCGAUGAGUCAAAGGGAGGCGAUGACGACAAGGAUGGAAACGAAAACGGUGAAUUUACCAACUUUCAAGAUUUUCCUCCAAAAAGACAUUUCAAUAUUUCCAUACUUGUAAUUGUUGAUUGAACAGCUUGAAACAGUCUCACACUUUUUUUGUCUUUUUCUCUAGAAAUGAAAAAAAGAGAUUUUUCUUUUGAAUGGAAUUCGAAAAAGCCGUUUUUCAAAGGAUUUCCAAGUUGUAUCAUAAACGUUCGUAAAUAUGGAUAUUCUGAUAGUUUCGAGGUUAUCAGAACGACCUUUCUCAUUUUUGAAAAUUCAGAGGACGAUGUGGUGCCAAUAAGAGCAAAGACGUAUGUCAUUGAAUUGGACCAUUUCGGCGUUACCCUCGAUGGUGAAAAUUAUUUCGACAGCGUCGACAAUCUCUUAUCUUUCUAUAUUUUCCAUAGCGACAAGGUUAGACUUUUUUUAUAAUCCAGUUAAAGCAAAAGCUGUGAAGAAAAAAGAACAGCUCAAAUAUCCAAAAAAACUUAUGUUUUUCUUUAGUCAAGCCUCGAUGUGCAAUUGCUUUACGCUGUCCCUAGGAAAAUGUUCGAGUUUGAGCCGGAGGACGUCCGAAUUAUUAAGAACGUGAGUGAUACCUUUGGUUCGUUUCCGCAAAUCGAAAGGAGAAGACUUCUCUGCGCACUCUUCGUCUCUCGCCGAACUCCUCUUUACGUGGUAUUUUCGUGAUUCUCUGACCUCGCCGGUGAGGGAACAGGGAGACGCAGACACUCGAAAACUCCUAUUAGUCUUCUCCCAGUUUAAAUAUAGAUUUGCCAAAAAAAAAAAUCACAUAUUCUUACUUCUCCACGAUUAUCUCAUUCGAACUGUUUUUUCAUGGUUGAUGACCUAGUAGGCGAGCAAAAAGAGACGCAGACAGGCCAGAAUAUUCCAACUGAAGUUGAAUGGACUCUAUAAAUUUGCUAUUUUUUUUAUUUGACAAGCAAUUAUUUCUCUUCAAAAUCAUAUGGCCACAAAUAGAAUGGCUCGGUACGUAAAUUGGAAAAUUUGCGCAACCACAAAUUUUUUUUAAGGCCGAUUAAAACUAAACUACGCGAGAUUCCACUAGGAAACAUUUGGAAAAUAGGACAUUGAUUUUGAAAAUCUCAUUUCAGUACCGAUGCGUUCAGAAAAAAGACAAAAUUGUGAAUUUUCAGUUAGGCAGCGGCCAAUUCGGCGACGUUUGUUUGGCAGCGAUAGAUCGGCCAGGACUGCUGGUUCAGAGUGCCGCGGUCAAAUCGGUCGGUUCCAAGAAUUCGAAAAAAUACCACUUUUGAAAUUAUUUUCACUAUCAUUUGGUUCGAAAGAACUGUAAGCCUCAUAAUGAUAGCAAUUCUCGAAAACCAAAGUUCGAAAAAGGCAAGAAAAUCAAUAUGUUUCCUCUAAGAAAGAAAUCUUGAAAACCUUGUCAUAACGAUAUCCUCUUCAUAUUUACUUUCUCACCCUUCAUAUUGAUAAAGCACACUGAUUUGAUCCGAUCUCAGUUGAAGCGUGGAUCGGCGAACGCGUCCGAAUUAAGUCGGAAGUUGAUAGAAGAGGGUCGGGUGAUGCUCGAAUUGGAGCAUCCGAAUGUCGUCCAGAUUCUUGGCUGGUGUAUCGACGAGCACCCUUUCAAGCUCAUCAUAGAAUUUUUGCCGGGUUAGUUCCGAAAAAUUCCACGAAUGAGAUUUUGAAAUUUAAUGAGAACUCCUUUGGAAGAAAAAGCUUGCGUUUUUGAAAAAACUGUUGAGCAUGAAAUUUCGCCUCAAUGAUUGGCGCCAUAUGAGCUUUUUCGAAUCAGUUUAUUAUGAGCUUUUUUAAAUUAUUCAUUAUCGCAAGGCAUUAUUCCUUCGAAGACUAAGAUUUCAUGAUGAAGAACUUUAUGACAACAACAGCAAAAAUUCAGAAAGAUAAAGAGAUGACAAGAAAACAGAACGUUUCCUAAACUUGGAUGAGUUUCAGUGACCACUUUAGGGCUUUGACAUUCUAGUGACUCUUUUAGUAGUCGAAAUAGUGGCAACUUGUGUGCCUGUAAUUUAGCGGCCUGUGGAAGUCAAGAAAUAAUGAAUAUCACACAUCUUUAAUGAAUCAUUUUUUGCAGGAGGCUCCCUUGAUAUGUUCAUUAUCAAACACUACUCGGUGACUAGUAUGAAAAGACAAAUGUUUUUUGCCGUUGGAAUCGCUCAAGGCCUUGAGUAUAUCCAUGCAAAUCGUGUCUUACACCGAGAUAUUGCAGCGAGGAAUGUUCUCCUCGCGUCCGACGGAACGGUCAGACCUUGAAAUUUCUCAGUAGCUGAUUUAUGAACUUUUCCAAAAAAUAAUUGAACUUUUUUUGGCGAAAAAAAGUAACUGUAAAGCUCCGAAAAUGUUUUCGUGAGAAGUUCUGGAUUCAGAGACGGAUGAAACAAAAAAAAGGAGUCCAUUCACCGCGACUUGAAACAGUCUGAUCUCUCUGCGCCCUCUUUUCUCUCAGAGACGUUCAUUUUUCACGUGCUGUUUUGGGAAUACGCGUCUCAAACGCGAAAAAAAGUGAAUAGUCCAAAUUUGAAACUUUCUCUUCACCCUCUUAUCCCUUGUCGACUCUCUCGUUUUUACGUGCUCUCUCCUUGUUUUAUGACCUCAGCGGUGAGGAAAAAAGAGCGCAGACAUAUCAGACUGUUUCUAGCGAGAAAAAAUAUUAUUUGAUUUUUUGCAAGCUGAAAAGCUUUGAAAACCUUUUGAGCCUCACUUUUUGACCGGAAACUUCUUUUUCAGCCGAAGAUCAGCGAUUUUGGACUAGCUGUGAGAGCAGCCUGCUUCAGGAUGAAGGAGGCGGAGAAGGUACCAUUAAGGUAUUUGUCUCCCGAGGUCCUCACGCACUUCAUUUUUUCUCAAAAGUCGGACGUAUAUGCCUACGGGGUGAGCUUUUCCUUCAAUCAGUCCUGUACAUAAAGACCAUUUUUCAGGUGCUCCUCUUCGAACUUUUUACGGGGGGGAGCAUCCCGUACGAAGGGCUCCUCUCACAAAGCGUGAGACAAUGUGUAUGUUUGCUUUUUUUUCGCAUUACAGAAAUAAAAAUAAAGUACCAAAAAAAAUGGAAAAAAAAGUCCUUAGAGCCUUGGAAAAUUUUUUUUAAUCAGGAGAAGUUAAGCAAGAAUUUUUUUCAUUGAUAUAGAAAGGUCCAAUCAGCCUUCUGAUGAGGCUGAUUUUCCGGCUAAACAAAAAUCGAAAAACGAAAAUAUUUUUUUAAGAAAAAGUUUUACAUUAAUCAUCACAAAAACAAAUAACGGAAAAAAAUAUUCUUAAGAGCACAAAAAGUUUUUCAAGUUUUCUUGAAAAAGAAGCCAACGAACGGAAAAAAAAUUGUAAAAAGUCGAAAAUUCAGAAGUUUUCUAAACUUUACAUGUCCAAGCCAACUUCAGAUCCUUUCUGGCACUUAUAACCAAUUUCCGGAAGGAACGCCACCAAAGUUGGUCAAUUACGUCGAGGAGAAGGUCUGGGCAUAUGAACCCAUUGAAAGGCCGAUGAUGGAUGAGGUUUUCCAUUAGUUCUUGGCGAAUCAUUCAUAUUUGAAAACUUCCAGAUCAUCGAAUACCUCGAAGGCUUAAUGUGUGAGCUCGAGAAGGUCAGCUACAUUUUCUUUCUGUUUUUUUAUCGAAAUUUCUCAGGAGGGAGCUAUGGGCAUAGUCACAGACGCAGUAACGGACGAAGAAUUCGUCAGUUUUGAAAUGGUCGCAUGUGGAAUGGCUCGAGACGCCUCAGACUUUUAGCGACUUGCGCCAAUGCAUGAGAACCAGCUGUUUUAGUUUCCAUCCAAUCAUUUCACGUGUUCUCCAAAGCAAUUGAAGAGGAUUAAAAAAAAAACAAAUUGAGACAAUUUUACAACGAUUAUUGAGCAAAUCCCGUUGAACGGAUCCUGUUUGAUGAUUAAUUAAUGAAAAAUAGGCGUGUACGGCUCAAAACAGUAACAAGACUUUUGCAGAAGGAUCGCCAGCCAAACGAAUCUGAGCAGCGCCGCCUCCUCGAACUCCGCAAGGGAGUCAGUUUUUUUUUUCGCUGUAGUUUGAUAUUUAAACCCAACGUUCACUUCUCAAUUUGCCAAAAACAUUUCCAGGACCGCCUCGAAGAACUCUGUCCAACGCAGGACGAAACGAUCUCUAGAGCGACACAGGCCAGCGAUUGA